AGUUUGAAAUACAGUUCGAAGACGCUGUCCGUCUAUCGCCAGUCUUCUGAAUAGGUAGAUCAAACGCGCUUUAGUCAACCGCGAGUUCUUGCGUUUGAUUACGUUCGAGAGUGUAUCGAAAAUGUCGGGCAAAUCGAAGAAAUUGCCAAGGAAUGCUGAAAAAACGUUGGACACUAAGGGAUUAUACAAGAAACCGGCGUUGGGUUUCGGUAACACGAGCAAGAUUAGAGCCAACACUACUCGCGAAGUGCAAGACGGGCGUAAAAAACACAGGUCGCAGCAGCUUGAGACAAACCGCGAAAUUAAGGACCAUAGCUCGUCGAUAUUAUCGCAAAACGAAAAUCAGAAGAAAUUAUCAGAGUGGAAAGCAAAGCGAGAGAAGGAAAAGAGUCAGGAGAAAUUGCAGAAGAGACCGCCGUUUAAGGUCGGGAUUGUUCAUCAUCGUGUUUAUUCUCCGAUUUCAUCCAUCAACACGGCAGUCGCGAACAUGAAAAAGAAAGUACAAGCAUAUACAAAACCUGUAGUUAAGAUGGGAAUCACGAAGGCCACGCAAAAGCGUCUGACUCAAAAAGCCGCGAACGUUACAAAAUCACCAUCUGCGGUUCUGAAAACUGAAAGUUUUCAGAAGUUAAAAGAUGAUAAGAUUAAGGUCAGCGUUAAAAAUGAUAAAUCGUUCGCUCCAUCUAAUCACAAAUUCAAACCACCCACCCUAGUGCCUUUAUUUGGAAAAGUACUGAUAGAAGACAAUUUGAAUCUCGAAAACGAUUUCUGCGGGCAGAACGAGGCAACGGAGAGCUUCAAUGAGGACGUCGCUUCGGAUACCAUUGAAGCGAUUAAGUUGCAGGUGUCGUCGGACGAGCGAGAGGUCUCGGACUGCUCGCAGGAGGAGCGAUCGAGUCAGGGGGAGAAAUCAACGUUGUGCGAAACGAGUGAUGCGAAGCAGUCGUCGGAGAUUUCUUCAAGUACAACGGAGAAAAAGAAAGACAGCGUGAAGGAGAUAAUUCUCGUAUUUAGUAACACUGAAAACAAUGUUCAAAUCGAGGAAAAAAAGAGUAGUUUAGAGAUUCAGCAAUCUUCGCGGUCGGAUAAGCUUUCAAGAUCGAAAGAGGCUGAGAUGAAAUGUUCGAACGUCUCGAGGGAAGAAGAGGAGUAUACUGUGCAGCACUUCAAAUAUUUGCUGUACACGGAAACAGAGAGGCUCCAGAAACUUUGCGAGGAGUGGACAGAGGUUCAGUCGCAGGACGACACCGUAGAGGAAGCCCGGUGCCUCAUCGGUCAGGCGAUCGGGCAGACGAGCUUGCUGCUAAAAGAGAAAUUCCAACAAUUUCGCGGCCUGGUGCUGGAUUGCGAGAAGGGUGGCAGCGUUUUCCCGGUCAGCUGCGCGGAUCUACACGGAUUUUGGGACCUAAUGUAUAUAGCAGUAAAAGACUGCGUCUCACGAUUCGCAAAACUGGAGAAACUUCGAGCCAGUAACUGGCAAGAGGAUGAAAUGGAACCGUCCCGCUUGAAAUCCGUCGCAAAGAAGAGGAGGAAGCUCGCAAAAAAAGGAGUCGUGCAGAGAAAGCAGAGUUUGCUCCGUGACUUUAUCUUGAUCGAGAAAAGGAAGAAGAAAGUAAGGGAGUUGCAAGAAAGGAAGACUAUGGAAACCGCGAGCUCGUGGCUGAUUUCAGAUACGCUCGACAAGUGCAUCACGCCUUCGAUGAACAACAGGAAGCCCAAAGCACCCAAGAAAAAAUUCGGUGGGUCGCAAAGCGAAAGGAUCCCCGGCAAGUAUUCGAAGAGCAUGUACACUUCGACACCGACGCACAACAGCAUCAACAUGAGAUCAUUUCACCGACUCAGCACUCCGCUCAUAACGAUGAAGAUAAACCAACUGUACAAUAAGUACACGCCCAAGUUGGAAGGUACUGUGCAACGUAAGGUCAUCAGUCUAACACCUAGAUUGGAUACAAUUAUGAAAUCUGACGACUCAAGGAAGAGUAUGAGUAUAAGAUCGACUCCUAGAUUUCGGCGGGACGACAGCUUGAUUUCGAAGGCAUUAUCUGACGAGGAAUUGGCGAACAUUAGUGGAGAGUUCGAGACCGAGCGAGACGUGGGAAGUUCGUUGAAGAAAGUGGACAAUGCCAACGUCAGCAAGCCACAUUCGGUCGAGCGCAUUCGCACUGAAGAGCAGUCGAGUUAUUACAGUCCGUCCGAAGGAGAUUCUACCCUUAAGUGGUAUCCACCCUUGAACGAGACGGUGAGAGCUGAAGGGAAGAACGACACUUCCGCGUUGUCCCUGCACGACUUCAAAGACGUUAGCUUGUCGGGACACAUUUCCAAUAGAUCUCGCAGGGAUUCGAGCGAGAAAUCACUCGUGAGGAGCGUGAAGAGUCAGACCACGUGUGAGAAUGCCGAAACUCCUUGUGCAACUCAAUCUAUAGAGAACGAGAAUAUUUUCUCUACGCCGCACACCGCCAGAAACUUCUCGUCUGAAAAGUUCACGUUAGAUAGGACGGACAUGUUAAAGAAUCAGGAGACGAGCAUAAAAAUACUUAGGAAUAGAUCCAUUAGCAUCAUCAAUACUCCUAAGAUUAGUAGGAGAAAAAAAAUGAUAUCCACUGAUAAGGAAAAUACUGUUCAAUCUGAGGGCAGAAGUUCUGCAAAACCGAAGAAACAUUCUACAAGGGACGGGACACCAAACGUUCGCGACAUUAAUGAAAAAAUGCCAGUGAAAGUAGCGAGAAAUAAUUCUGUAGCUUCAAUCUAACGUUGAAUCCUGACUUCGUGAAUCAUCGUGGAGCUUAUGGCGCUGUAUUUUCAAGCGCAACAAGAUUCGAUUUGGGAGACUCCAGCGGAUAAAGAGAGCUAGUUACAUCAUGGAAUCACAUUCCGAGUAAUCCCGUUCCUAUUAAUAUUUAUAAUAGUUAUAGUGUAUAUAUAAUAGUUAUAGUCAUAGUGUAGUGCAAGUGCGCAGUUUUAAAUCUUCAGACAAAAUGAUAAGAUUUUAUCCAAACGACACCGAUAUCGUUACACGCUCUCGGCAAUUGUAGCAACGACGGAUGUAAAGAGGCGAUGGUUUAUUUAAUCUUUUCCCAAAUAUUUUCGAUACAGUUCACACACAAAUAUAUACAGACGUUACUGAGCA
Odontomachus brunneus is the source of this 3127-nucleotide messenger RNA. RefSeq lists its product as uncharacterized. Lineage: Eukaryota; Metazoa; Arthropoda; Insecta; Hymenoptera; Formicidae. Gene Ontology annotation, molecular function: microtubule binding. Bases 122 to 2749 code for a protein of 875 amino acids. The transcript has 4 exons. Gene Ontology annotation, biological process: centrosome localization; mitotic spindle organization; regulation of mitotic cell cycle. The record is from RefSeq and is a predicted model, not a curated record. Gene Ontology annotation, cellular component: cytoplasm; spindle pole centrosome; nucleus.